AAAAGUUUGGAAAGAGCAGCAGAUGUCGGUAGGGUGGCCGAGGAGUUAGUAAUAGGACUACUAUUGCAACUAGUACUAGGGGUACUAGCACUAUUUCUAGUAGAUGUUCAGAGACACGAACAACGGGACGCACUCUCCGUUACUUUUUGUGUUUGUUUUGAGCGUCGUUUAGAGGGGAGAGAGGGCGAAAACGGAAAUAAACAAACCCACGUUACUAUAACGGAGACAGAAAAACCAUCAGGCAGGGUGCGUUACGGCGAGGUCGGAUUAUACCAGAAGGGUGCGUGUUGGGCGGCAUGAAGGUUGAUUUUGCACCGCUGAAUAUUCCUCUGCGGAGGAGAAUUCAGACGAUAGCAGUUCUACAAUGGGUCUUCUCCUUUCUAAUGCUGGCCCAGUUCUGUCUCGCAGGCUUUAUUAUCUUGGCCCUCUCUGAUUGGUGGGUUCUGGCCGUACUGUAUGCUGGUUGGCUGUGGCUGGACUUCGACACGCCUGUCUCUGGAGGUCGAAGGUCACAGUGGACCAGAAAUUGGCGAAUAUGGCAUCACUUCAGGGACUAUUUCCCCCUCUCUUUGGUGAAAACGACAGACUUGGAUCCGAGACACAACUACAUAUUUGGCUUCCAUCCCCAUGGGGUGCUGGUCGCGGGCGCGUUCGGUAACUUCUGCACCGAGGCGACGGGGUUCUCCGCUCUGUUCCCCGGGCUGAAGCCUCACCUCCUCAUGCUGCCCUUCUGGUUCAGAGUGCCUCUCUUCAGGGACUACAUCAUGACUGGAGGCUUAGUGUCCAGCUGUAAGAACAGUCUGUCCUACCUGCUGUCUCGUCCGGAGGGAGGUCAUGUUGCUGUCCUGGCAAUAGGGGGAGCUCCCGAAGCCCUGGACGCUCGACCUGGAGCCCUCAAGUUACAGCUUCUCAAGAGGAAGGGCUUCAUCAAGUUGGCGCUCAAACACGGAGCUCAUCUGGUUCCUGUGUUUUCCUUCGGGGAGAAUGAGCUGUUUGACCAGGUUCCCAACCCCAGUGGCUCUUCUCUGCGUUCACUUCAGGAGCGGCUGCAGUGCAUUAUGGGAGUUUCUCUACCUCUGUUCCAUGCCAGAGGAGUGUUUCAAUACAGCUUUGGCCUCAUGCCCUACAGGAAAUCCAUUCACACCAUAGUUGGUGAGCCUAUCUCAGUGGUCCAGGCUCCGUCCCCCAGUAGUGAAGACAUAGAUGUUCUUCAUGGUAAAUACAUGGAGGCGCUCUCUGAGCUGUUUGAGAAGAACAAACAUCUGUACGGCGUCCCAGAUGACCGCCACAUCUCCUUCAUAUAGCGCACCGCCAUCACCGCCCCAUAACACGCCCCCAUCACGACAUCACCGCCCCAUAACACGCCUACAUCAUGACAUCACCGCCCCAUAACACGCCCCCAUCAUGACAUCACCGCCCCAUAACACGCCUACAUCAUGACAUCACCGCCCCAUAACACGCCCCCAUCAUGACAUCACCGCCCCAUAACACGCCCCCAUCAUGACAUCACCGCCCCAUAACACACAAAAAUCAUGACAACCACAGGAUGUCCCAGUGAGCGAAAAAGCCAUGCUAGCACACAUAGCCACGUAACCAGGCUAGACAUGCUAGUAGAAACAUAAAAAAUAUGUACUGUAUGAUUGAUCUGUGAUUUAUUGUGAAGACUCUAUGUUUAAUAUUUCAUGUUGGAAUAAGCAAAUAUAAAUAAUAAAACAAUUUUAUUACA
Gadus macrocephalus (Pacific cod) is the source of this 1726-nucleotide messenger RNA. RefSeq names its product monoacylglycerol O-acyltransferase 3a (gene mogat3a). Gene Ontology annotation, biological process: triglyceride biosynthetic process. Gene Ontology annotation, cellular component: endoplasmic reticulum membrane. The record is from RefSeq and is a predicted model, not a curated record. Lineage: Eukaryota; Metazoa; Chordata; Actinopteri; Gadiformes; Gadidae. Gene Ontology annotation, molecular function: diacylglycerol O-acyltransferase activity. The coding region runs from base 297 to 1304 and encodes 335 amino acids. The transcript has 10 exons.